AUGGAAAAUCCAGUGACAAAGCAGCAGGAACAACACAACAGUACUACUGUUGUGCACACUCCAGAGGUGCUUGUUCCCAAUGUGACUGAUCCAACUCCAUGGAAAAUUGUGACAAGGAGGACUAAGGGACUGUCUAGGAUGAGGGCUUUGAGCCCUAGCAAUCCUAAAGAGCUAACAGGAGGUGACAUGGAGAUGCAUAACCAAACAAACCCCCCUGAUGAAGAAGCUCUGUUAGAAACUAGAGUUAAAGAAAGCAAUUUCAAUAGAGUAGUCAAUAAAUUUGGGAGAAGUUGGAAAUGGGAGAAUAAUUACACUAAGAACCCUAGAGGUAGAAUCUGGGUAGGGUGGCAGUAUCUUGAAGUUGAUAUCCAUGUGUUACAGGUUCAUGAGCAAUAUAUUCAUUGUGAAAUUAGGGAUAGGCAUGGAGUGGUGGAUCUGUAUGUCACUCUGGUGUAUGGGCUUCACUCUAUAGACACUAGGAAGAUCUUGUGGAACUCUCUUACUACUCUUGCCUCAAGUGUGGGUAGGUGUCCUUGGAUUAUUACUGGAGAUUUUAACUCACCUCUGUAUGCUGAUGAUAGAAUCAAUGGUGCUCCUGUCUCAGCUGCUGAAAUGAAAGACUUUAAUGAAUUCAUCACAGGUGUUGGUUUGUGUCCUUUAAAAAGUGUAGGGCAUUAUUUCUCUUGGCACAAAGGUACUGGUGAAGGCAAAAUAGCUAGCAGGAUUGACUGGUGCUUGGGAAAUGCUGAUUGGAUUCACAAAUUCAGUAAUGUUCAAGUUGAAUACCUGAACCCUUCUAUCUCUGAUCAUUCCCCUUUAUUGAUAAAUUGUUUUCCAGAUAAAGCUGAGGGGGGCAGGCCUUUCAGAUUUUUUAACUAUCUGGAUGAACAUAGUAAUUUCUCUGCUAUUAUUCAGACAGCCUUUUCUGAUGAGGUCCAUGGCACUCCUAUGUUUAAACUUUGGUGUAAGUUGAAAAAGGUCAAGGCAGAACUCAAAAAGUUACAUAAAGAAGACUUUUCUGGUCUUACUGAGAAGAUUGCCCUUGCCAGAAGUGAGCUUGAUAAUGUUCAGCAGAAUUUGCAAACUACCAGCAUACCUGAACUUCUUAAUCAAGAGGUUGUUUGCAUUAAACAGCUUAGGCAUUGGCUGAGAAUUGAUGAGAUAGCACUGAGACAGAAAUCCCGGAUACAGUGGAUUCAGCUAGGAGAUUCUAACAAUCAAUUUUUCUUUUCCACUGUGAAGGAAAGGGCUAGAUUCAAUAGAAUUUCCAUCCUGUAUGAUGACAAUGGCACUAAAUUGGUUGAACCUGAUCUAAUUCAAGCAGAAAUUCUGAGCUUCUAUAAAAAGCUGCUUGGCACUUCUGCAAAUACUCUUCCCUCUAUUCACCUUCCAACUAUGAGAAAUGGCCCUACACUGAACAAUGAUGCUAGGCAGGAGCUGUGUAGGAAUGUCACUGAUGAUGAGAUUGAUUUGGCAAUGCAUGGGAUUGGCAAUGAUAAGGCUCCUGGACCAGAUGGACUAAAUGCAGUCUUUUUCAAAAAAGCUUGGCCUUUCAUUAAGCAGGACAUUUACAGAGCAGUGAAGGAUGUUUUUGCUACUAAUUCAAUGCUACCUCAGUACAAUUAUACCUCUAUUACCCUCAUUCCAAAAAUUCCUAAUCCAACCAAAGUUAAAGAGUACAGACCAAUUGCAUGUUGCAAUGUGGUGUACAAAAUUGUUUCAAAAAUUCUCACUGCAAGAAUGCAAGGGGUGAUUGGGCAGGUUGUAAGUGAAUGCCAAUCUGGUUUUAUCCCUGAGAGGCAAAUUUCUGACAAUAUUUUGCUUGCUACAGAACUGAUCAAGGGUUACACUAGGGAUCAUUUAUCACCCAGAUGUAUGCUCAAGAUUGAUUUAAAGAAAGCCUAUGAUUCAAUUGAAUGGCCUUUCUUGGUUAGUGUUAUGGAUGCUUUGGGUUUUCCUCACAGAUUUGUACAAUGGGUGUUCACUUGCAUUUCCACUGUCUCUUACAGUGUGCUCAUAAAUGGGAAGCCUUGUACACCUUUCCAAGAAAAAAAAGGGCUGAGACAAGGAGACCCCAUGUCUCCUUUUUUAUUUGCUAUUGGUAUGGAGUAUCUUUCUAAACACCUCCACGAGUUGCAGUCCCAGCCUGAUUUUAACUUUCAUCCAAGAUGUGGAAAGCUGGCCCUUACUCAUUUGAUGUUUGCUGAUGAUUUGCUCCUAUUCUGUAGGGAUAAGGCUGAAAUUUUGAAUGUUGUCUCUAUUCAUGAAGGUACCUUUCCCUUCAGAUACCUUGGUGUUCCUCUCUCAACUAAGAAACUGAAGUAUAAUCAAUGUAGGCCUUUAAUUGAGAAGGUGUUGGCUAGAGCUAAAGUUUGGACUGUCAAGCACCUUUCUUAUGCAGGUAACACUGAUCCUUCAAAAAAAGCUCUCGUUGCUUGGCACAUUCUUUGCUUGCCUAAAGUUGCUGGUGGUUUAAACCUUAAAGAUAUGUGUUGGUGGAACAAAGCAGCUGUUGCUAAAUUGCUUUGGGCUAUAACUUAUAAAAAGGACAGGCUUUGGUGUAAAUGGGCUCAUGCCUAUUACAUAAAGGGGAGGGAUAUUGGGAGUACUCACUGGCCUGUUAACAUGUCUUGGCCUUUGAGAAAGAUUCUGAAUUCUCAGAAUUUAGUAGAUAACAUUAGAGGUUGGAGUGCAUUUCACAGACCUGUUUCUCAGUUGGAUAAUGAAGUGAUGUUGAUGAGUAGAGCUGCCAAAAGAACUGGUGACAGAUUCAAGCUGCUUCUGAUGUUCUUUGCAGAAUGUCUUUAUGGUAUAUGGCUGCAAAGAAAUGCAAAAAUUUCCACACAAUCCUGCAGAAGUCCCCAUGAUCUUCUGAGAGAUAUCAAGUAUAGAGUGGCAUGUAGAGCUACUGACCAGCAAAAAUCCAUUAUCUUGAUCUCCAGUUGUUCUGUUGGCUUUUGGGGCCUUGUACUGAUUGUUUUCCCCUUUCCUCCUGGGCUCCUCAGUCCUUACCCUUUCGGUGCUUCCCUUUCCGGUCUUCCCUUCCUUUCGCAGUUUCUUUUUCCUUGUUCUUUGUGUCCGCGGUUGUCCAUGGAUACACACUUGCCUUCUUUUCGCCGGAUCUGGAAUUUGAUCUCUCCAUUCGCCAUUUUCUCCGAUAUAGUGGUUUUCACCAUUUUCUUCUUCCUCGCUUCGCGUACUCCUUCAGUCCUUCUGAAUCUCCUCACUAUCAAUUCGUCUCUUUCUCCCUGGUAUAAUUCUCCUAAUCUGGGUUUUUUUUUGGGAUAUGGCUACGAAGCGCCACCAAUCACAGGUUUACGCUUGGCUGCUUCCGCGCCAUCUACAACAAACGCUGCUUCUCAUAGGCUUUCUGCUGUUAGAGUUUGUAUGAGGUAA
Spinacia oleracea (spinach) is the source of this 3396-nucleotide messenger RNA. RefSeq lists its product as uncharacterized. Lineage: Eukaryota; Viridiplantae; Streptophyta; Magnoliopsida; Caryophyllales; Amaranthaceae. The transcript is spliced from 8 exons. Bases 1 to 3396 code for a protein of 1131 amino acids. The record is from RefSeq and is a predicted model, not a curated record.